AUCUGAAGUUGUCAAAACAUAUAAACUCAGAGAAAAGCUUGUUGUGCUUCUGAAUGCCAUGAUAACCAAGUAACACAGAGUAGGAGAGGGUGCAACUGUUGAGAGUGCAUCUAUGAAUUGACGCGCCAGCUUAUAUACCAGAAUAUACCAGUCAUCUACUUUGGUCACAGAUGGACAACCUGACAUUUAGAUACAGCAUACUCUUAGUGGAAGGACUGAACGUUACACAUCAGUACAGCUAUCUUGCAUUUUUCAUCAUUUUGAUGGCUUACAUAUUUAUAAUCAUAUCUAACCUUUGGAUUUUGAUACAGAUCUCAGCGGAAAAAGGUUUACACCAGCCCAUGUACAUGGUUUACUGCAACUUGCCACUAAAAGAUGUUAUAGGAACAACUGUUAUUGUGCCACGUUUGCUGAGGGAUUUUUUAGCAGACCCCUCUGAGCGCUACAUCACAUAUGCGGAGUGUGUUAUACAAGCUUUUUUUGUACAUGUGAAUGGAACAACAUCUCAUACUAUUCUAAUGAUCAUGGCCUUUGACAGAUAUGUUGCCAUAUGCAAUCCACUGCGAUACUCAAAUAUAAUGAGCAAUAAUAUGGUGGUAAAACUGUCGGCAGGAGCCUGGGGUGCUGCAGUAGUGCUGGUGGGAAUUCUGAUCGGCCUCAGUGUGCGUCUCUCUCACUGCAGAUCUGUGAUUCAAAACCACAUGUGCGACAAUGCUUCGCUAUUUAAACUGUCCUGUGAAAACACAGUGAUUAAUAAUGUAUAUGGAUUAACUUUUACUGUGGUUUUACUUGUCUCUUCAAUGGGAAGUGUUGUAUUAACUUAUCUCAGAAUUGCAAUUGUAUGCUUAACCGGCAAGAACAAAGCAACAAACAAAAAAGCCAUAAAAACCUGCUGUACUCACUUGACACUUUACUCAAUCAUGCUGGUCUCUGGAAUUGUUUCAAUUUUUCUCCAUCGUGUUUCUGAAUACUCUGACAAUAGAAGAAUAGCAAGUAUAGUUUUCAAUGUUGUACCACCAGGAUUGAAUCCUAUAAUAUAUGGCUUACAAAUCAAGGAAAUAAGACAAACGUUUUUUAAGUUUUUAAAAAAUAAAGUUAAUAUUAUGUGAUUUUUUUUAUGAACAAAGUUACUGCAAAUGACAUGUAGAGAUUUUUGCUGCAACUGAUGACUUUUUAAAGGAAAAUAUAAUUGGCAACUUUACUGCUUACUUUUAAGCAUUUCUUAUGUGUAUCAGCAUGUGUGAAAUUAAAAAGCCCUUAAGUAUGUACUAACUGAAUUUAAAUAAUCUAAAGCAAAUGACUUAGAAGGAAAUAGAAACUUUCUUAAACUGUAUACAUUUUUAUAAUUUUUUAUAAUUCAUAUUCAUAGGUAUUCCCCUGCACCACUAAGUUUACAGUGUCUCAAUGGAAAGAUUAUGAGUGAAAUUACAAAAGAAGGCACAUUUAAAGCAGAUAAAAACAACAGAAAGCACUAACAAAAAGCAAAACACAAAUGCAGAUUAAGCCUUUCUAUCUCUACUGUGCACAAGCAUAGGGAUCCAGAUAGCUUGAUUUACUAGAAAUGGAAGAGCAGGGAAAUGUAACAUGAAAGCUUUUUUUUUGCUUUUCCUUACUGGUGAGAGAAAUCCUGCAACAAACAAUAAUGGAGUUCAGCUUCUACUCCACAUUGCUCACUACUAAUGAAUGCAUUCAUUUAUAAAAGAAUGACUUUAAUGUCAAAUAAUCAGCUAAUAAUGUAUUUUAAAUCGGAAAAAUAUGUCAGUCUAUAUUUCUCUUUCAUUAUGAAACAUUAAUUUUGAGAACAGUCUAAAACUUUACAGCCAUAUGUGGUAUCAGCUAGCAGCUUUGUGAUGAAUAGUAUAACCAUGAAAUACUGUAUGUGUAAUACAGACAAAUGUUUUUAUUUUAUUUUUAAUAAUGCAAUAUUGUUUUGUUUGUUUAAUUUAGUUUGUUUAGUUGUUUGUCUAGUUCUCUUCGUAAACCUUACAAAAACUUCUGAACUGGAAUUUAAAUGUUUAACUGUGAAAUAAACUA
Molecule: messenger RNA, 2034 nt
Organism: Megalobrama amblycephala (Wuchang bream)
Lineage: Eukaryota; Metazoa; Chordata; Actinopteri; Cypriniformes; Xenocyprididae
Product: olfactory receptor 187-like
Exons: 2
Coding region: 171-1109 (312 amino acids)
Biological process (GO): G protein-coupled receptor signaling pathway
Cellular component (GO): membrane
Molecular function (GO): olfactory receptor activity; G protein-coupled receptor activity
Source: RefSeq, a predicted model, not a curated record